UCCGGCAGCUCCACAAUGGUACAGCCAGCAUCUUGCAGCACAAUGGUUGCAAGGUGGUGAGUUGAGGGAGAGUGAUUCAGCAUCAGCUCGACUCUGUCCAUCUCUGCUUUUUUCUUUUUUUUCAAAAACAUUCCCCCAUCACCCCCCCCCCUUUUUUCGCCAUAUCCCCUCAUCCUCAGCCAUCUAUAUGAAGAUCUAACUGAACCCUGCAGCAAUGAUCCCUGCAAUGUUGCAUGGUGGGAUGUUUUGAAAAAGGACUAUCACCGGACUGGGAUCGGCAUCAGCUGGCGCGGAAUGGUAUUUAUGAGCAGACAUUUCUUAUAUAACUGCAGCCAACCGAUCCUGGAUGUGAAGAUAGCCUUUUGUCAGGUGUGUGUUCCUUACAGGUAAAAAAGGGUUUUGGAAAACAAGUGGAUGUGUCAUAUAUUGCCCAGCAUUACAACAUGAGCAAAAGCAAAGUGGACAACCAUUUCUACAGUGUGGAAGUGGGAGAUUCUACCUUCACGGUUUUAAAACGUUACCAGAAUUUAAAGCCCAUUGGUUCUGGAGCUCAGGGAAUUGUCUGCGCGGGCUAUGAUGCCGUCCUGGACAGAAAUGUGGCCAUCAAGAAACUGAGCAGACCCUUCCAGAACCAGACUCAUGCCAAGAGGGCGUACCGGGAGUUGGUGCUCAUGAAAUGUGUUAAUCACAAAAACAUUAUCAGUUUAUUAAACGUCUUCACACCACAGAAAUCAUUAGAGGAAUUCCAGGAUGUGUACCUAGUGAUGGAGCUGAUGGAUGCCAAUUUGUGCCAGGUGAUUCAGAUGGAGCUUGACCACGAGAGAAUGUCCUACCUGCUCUAUCAGAUGCUGUGUGGUAUCAAGCAUCUUCACUCAGCCGGCAUCAUCCACAGAGACCUCAAACCAAGCAAUAUUGUGGUGAAGUCAGAUUGCACCCUGAAGAUUCUGGACUUUGGUCUGGCCAGGACUGCAGGCACCAGCUUUAUGAUGACCCCUUACGUGGUGACUAGAUACUACAGAGCACCAGAGGUCAUCUUGGGCAUGGGCUACAAAGAGAAUGUGGACAUAUGGUCAGUGGGGUGCAUUAUGGGAGAAAUGGUGCGCCACAAAAUCCUUUUCCCAGGCCGGGACUACAUUGAUCAGUGGAAUAAGGUGAUUGAGCAGCUGGGCACACCCUCACCAGAGUUCAUGAAGAAGCUACAACCCACAGUGAGGAAUUACGUGGAGAACAGGCCAAAGUAUGCAGGCCUCACUUUCCCCAAGCUUUUUCCUGACUGCCUUUUCCCUGCCGACUCAGAGCACAACAAACUCAAAGCUAGCCAGGCCAGAGACCUGCUGUCUAAGAUGCUGAUCAUCGAUCCCGCUAAGCGGAUAUCUGUAGACGAGGCCUUACAGCACCCCUACAUAAAUGUGUGGUACGAUCCGGCUGAGGUGGAAGCGGCCAGUCAUCUCAUCCAAAUAUCCAUGCCUCCACCUCAGAUCUAUGACAAGCAGCUGGAUGAAAGAGAACACUCUAUUGAAGAAUGGAAAGAACUCAUCUACAAAGAGGUGAUGAACUUUGAGGAGAGAACGAAAAAUGGCGUUGUGAAGGGACAGCCUUCACCUUCAGGUGCAGCCGUGAACAGCAGCGAGAGCCUCCCUCCCUCUUCCUCCAUCAACGACAUCUCCUCCAUGUCCACCGACCAGACCCUGGCCUCAGACACCGACAGCAGCCUGGAGACUUCGGCGGGACCCCUGGGGUGUUGCAGGUGACUAGCCGCCUGCAUGCGCAACCCCGCGUUCUUCCGAAGGUGAAGAGACCCCGUUUGGAAAGCAACGCACCACUGAAAAGGCAGAGUGGAAAAUACCAAAAAGGAGAAAAAAGAGGAAAAUAGUAUGCUAAGAAAAAAAAAGUUAUGGAAAACAUUAACACAAUCUGAAGUGAUUAAAUCUAAAGCCUGUGCAUUGCCAUUCAAAAGCAGCAGUGGUAUUUAAACUGAAAUAAACCAGAUAUAUGUUAAUGAUCCUCUAGGCGCUUUGCUUGUAUUACCCCACAUAUCUUGCGUAUGGCAUCCGAGCAAAAUGACCAAAUGCUUCGACUUGCAUCUCCUGUAAAGUGCAUAUUGACUGGCUGCAGGUCUCCCAAACCCUCACACAAGCACUGGUGCGUGGAUCAUCGUGGCAAGGUGGGCUACCAUUUAGCACCCAACCACCAAACAAUCUGAGCGUCCUCCUCUUGCCCUCCUUACUCAAGCCUUAUGUAAUGACACCACCCUUGUUGUUGACCUUCCCUGGCAUAAAAACGCCAAAUUGGCACAUUUUUUAUGCUGGACAUGUAGUCGCCCUCCCCCAGAACAGCGCCCCCUGUGCUACCUGUAAAUAUGUAAUUCUGUACAGCUGGUGGGCACGUGAAAUGGGACUGAUGGCCAGUACACUUGAUUUUUAGUUUUUAAUGACUAGUGCGCCUUGCCACAUCACCGCUUUCUGCCUGAGUUGCUCCCGCCUCUAGCUGUACUCCUGCAUGAUUAGAUUUAAAACAAUACUUGUCUCACUGUAUGUUAAAACGAGUCUUUAUAGAGACUUGUGUUUAUAUAUAAACUAACUUGAGACAUGGAGGACGUCUGUGAAUGACAGGCAAGCAGAUCAGAUGGCUAAUUCAGUAAACGUCAUGCCUGAGCUUGGGAUGAAAUGGUCAGAAUGCUCUUACUUUUCAUUUUGAUUUCAUAAAAGAACAAAAA
This is a messenger RNA of Thalassophryne amazonica, 2716 nucleotides long. RefSeq names its product mitogen-activated protein kinase 10 (gene mapk10). Gene Ontology annotation, cellular component: cytoplasm; nucleus. Gene Ontology annotation, biological process: protein phosphorylation; JNK cascade. NCBI's taxonomy places the organism in Eukaryota, Metazoa, Chordata, Actinopteri, Batrachoidiformes, Batrachoididae. The transcript has 14 exons. Gene Ontology annotation, molecular function: JUN kinase activity; ATP binding. The record is from RefSeq and is a predicted model, not a curated record. Bases 444 to 1751 code for a protein of 435 amino acids.